Molecule: messenger RNA, 1356 nt
Organism: Mya arenaria
Lineage: Eukaryota; Metazoa; Mollusca; Bivalvia; Myida; Myidae
Product: luciferin 4-monooxygenase-like
Exons: 6
Coding region: 432-1181 (249 amino acids)
Molecular function (GO): CoA-ligase activity
Source: RefSeq, a predicted model, not a curated record
UAAUAGUGCAAACGAAGUUAUUUUAUGAAAAUUUGUUUCGUGUUUUUGGCUUAAUUGUUUUAGCUAAAUUAGUGUCCUUCUAAAUAUUCUUAUUUAUCAUAAAUACUACAUAUGGAGCUAGUGCAUGGCGAUUAUAACAGGAUCUUAGUGACUAAUGCAAGCUGUGACAACAUUUAAAUGUAACUGAACUAACUUAACUUAAUACCAUAUUGUGUCGAGGACAUGUCGGUUGACUGAGGGAUUCGACAUAUGUGGAAAGCUUUAACGUGUUAUUAAAUUGCAACUGACAGUUACUAUUCAGAAACAAUGCUUUGAUCGGGUGCCGUAUUUGAAUACCAAUAUAUGAAAUAUCGUAUUGUGAGCUAAAAGCUAGGCUGUGAUCAGACUUGUAUCAUCGUACAUUUUGCACAUUAUUCCACGCAUUUGCCAACAUGUCGGACAAGCCGCCUCUCCGCCUAGAAGACAUUCCUGUGACAAACAUGACCGCAUACCUGCUUGACAAAAUCCGGCUCUAUGGGGACAAGGUUGCCAUGGUCGAUGCCACAAGCGAGAAAACCACAACAUAUUCGGAGCUAGUCACGCGCAUUGAACGGGCAGCUUCCGGUCUGCAGGCGAUAGGUGUGAUGAAAGAUGACGCCAUCGGCGUGUUGUCACCGAAUCAUCCUGACUAUCUGGUCACGUUCUACGCAUGCGCACUGGUGGGAGCCACACUCCAACCAAUCAGCCCGAUGUAUACCAAGGACGACUUGGCCAAAGUUCUCCGAGACUGCAACACCAAGUUCCUGUUUACCGUGUCUGCUCUUUUGCCCAAAGUACAGGAAGCGACACAGGGGUUGGAACACAUUAAGGUGUUACUGUAUGGAGAAGCCGGGGGUGAUUACGAGACAUUCGAGUCCCUCCUGGAUCCGGGUCACGCCCCGUACCGGACACCGGAAUUGGAUCCGAGGACGUCUGUAGCGGCCCUUAUGUCGUCUUCCGGUACGACGGGAUUCCCUAAGGCCGUCUGUAUUUCACACUACGCUAUUGUCGCCAACACAAUCCAGCAGAUGUGUGCUGGUUUGAACAGCGAUAAGGACACAUUUGUGACGUUUUUCCCGUUUUUUCCACGCGCUUGGACUCUACAUGGUGUGUUUCGUCGGUCACUCUCUAGGCGCCCGCAUCGUGAUCAUGCCGCGCUUUGAAUUUGAAACCUUUCUUCGGCUAAUAGAGAAAUAUAAGCCAACAAAUCUGCAACUAGUUCCUCCCAUCAUGGUGCUGUUAGCGAAAAGUCCGAAGGUUUCCGAGUACGACCUAUCGUCUGUUUCCCAGAUAGCGUGCGGAGCUGCGCCACUCAGUAAGGAGAUAGAGGACUUAGUG